Messenger RNA from Carica papaya (papaya), 778 nucleotides. Its product is annotated as eukaryotic translation initiation factor 5A-2-like. Gene Ontology annotation, molecular function: translation elongation factor activity; RNA binding; ribosome binding. Lineage: Eukaryota; Viridiplantae; Streptophyta; Magnoliopsida; Brassicales; Caricaceae. The record is from RefSeq and is a predicted model, not a curated record. Gene Ontology annotation, biological process: positive regulation of translational termination; positive regulation of translational elongation.
AGGUGGGAUUUUCUGGAGGAGCUAAACUAGAGAUUACACAAGAAAGGCGUCUUCUUCUUCUUCUUCCUCUUCAGUCUACAGAGAGAAAAUCCAGAGAGAUGUCGGACGAGGAACAUCACUUCGACUCGAAGGCCGAUGCAGGAGCCUCCAAGACUUAUCCUCAGCAAGCUGGAACCAUCCGCAAGAAUGGCUAUAUAGUUAUCAAAGGCCGCGCUUGCAAGGUUGUGGAAGUUUCAACUUCAAAAACUGGCAAGCACGGACAUGCAAAGUGCCACUUUGUGGGUAUUGAUAUAUUCAAUGGGAAGAAACUUGAAGAUAUUGUUCCUUCAUCCCACAACUGUGAUGUCCCCCAUGUCAAUCGCACUGAUUACCAGCUGAUUGAUAUAUCUGAGGAUGGAUUUGUGAGUCUGUUGACUGAUAAUGGAAACACCAAGGAUGAUCUGAGGCUUCCCACCGAUGACAAUCUGCUUACCCAGAUUAAAGAUGGGUUUGCCGAAGGAAAGGAUCUUGUGGUUUCUGUCAUGUCUGCAAUGGGAGAGGAGCAGAUCUGUGCCCUUAAGGACAUUGGCCCUAAGAAUUAAUCAUGUUGCUCUAGCUUUACCUAUAAAGCAUUGGACUCCUUUUUUUUCCUUUCUAUUUAUGUUGCUGAGUUUUCUCUGCUUUGUUUGGGCAGCAAACUGAUCUAUAAAGCUCAUAUAGUAGCUCUUUAAUCCUUGGAAUUGUGGGCGUGAUGGAAUUUAUUAUAUAAAAUUAGAUGAUGAUAUUUUUAUUUGAUUUA